Messenger RNA from Gossypium arboreum, 594 nucleotides. RefSeq lists its product as uncharacterized. The record is from RefSeq and is a predicted model, not a curated record. NCBI's taxonomy places the organism in Eukaryota, Viridiplantae, Streptophyta, Magnoliopsida, Malvales, Malvaceae. The transcript has 4 exons. Bases 1 to 594 code for a protein of 197 amino acids.
AUGGUUACAAGGAGUAAGGAUGGCAUUUUCAAACCUAAAGCCUAUGUUGCAACUGCUAGUACAAUGGAACCCUCCAACAUUCAUGAAUUCAUGUCUAUCCCAUUAUGGAAAGAUGUUGUUGUUGACGAAUUACAGGCUCUGACUACUAAUGGCACCUGGGAUUUGGUUAUCCCUCUUCCAAAUCACCCCAUUGUUGGGUUUAAGUGGUGGAAGUUAAGACAUGCGGAUGUCAACAAUGCAUUCUUGAAUGGGAGUUUGGCUGAUAAGUACCUUACUGGUAGUAAUGUGUUUCUUCUUGUUUAUGUCGAUGAUAUCAUAGUUACUGGUGACCCUAAUUCUUCGAUUGAAUUAGUUAUUCAAUCUCUCGAUAGUCAGUUUUCUCUAAAUGAUUUAGGAGAGCUUAGUUUUAUUCUUGGACUUGAUAUGGAAUACCAAGUAAGCUCACUUGAAGACCGCAAGUCAACAUUUGGUUUUUUCAUCUAUCUUGGUGACAACUUGAUUGGAUGGUCGUCUAAGAAACAAGGGGUUGUGUCUAGGUCCACAUCUAAGGCUGAAUACAAAAGCCUUGCAAAUGCUACUGCAGAGAUAAUUUAG